UAUUCUUGGCACCAAUGGCUGGAGUAGCCAGCCUUAUGGGAAGAAGGAGCAGUGGUGACACCCACUGUGGAAGGUAUAAAUAGGGAUGGGCGGCCACGGCCAGCUCGCAGUCUGAUUUCAUAUCAAGCUGUGCAUCUUGCUUUGGGCUUCUGCUUGCCUUGCCAACCGCUGUCGCCAUGAGUUGCAACAUUAAGGAGACUAUUACUGUGUCUAGCAAAGGCAGGAGCAGUGGUGGCAGCUGUAUCAUUGGUGGUGGUGGUGGAGCACGGAUUUCUUCCUAUGGGAUAGGCAGUGCCAGAGGUUUCUCUGGAAGGAGCUACUGCGGUGGAGUGAAUUAUGGAGGGGGACUGAGCGUUGGUAGCUUGGCUGGUGGGAGCUAUGGAGGUGGCAACUGCUAUGGCAAUGGCCUGGGGUUUGGCCUCGGAGGAGGGGUGGUUGUUGGGGGUCUCGGUGGCGACUGUUUGCUGUCGUCCUGCGAUGAGAAGGUCACCAUGCAAAACCUCAACGACCGCCUGGCCUCCUACCUGGACAAGGUGAAGUGCUUGGAGAAGGAGAACGCCGAGCUGGAGUGCAGGAUCAGGGAGUGGUACGCGACACAGGGCCUGUCCUGCGAGCCCCGGGACUACAGCUGCUACUACAAAGAGAUCGAGGACCUCCAGAACCAGAUUGUCUGUGCAACCAUUGAUAACAACAAGAUCAUCCUGGACAUCGAUAACAGCAGGAUGGCUGCCGAUGACUUCCGUGUGAAGUACGAGACGGAGCUGGCCCUGCGCCAGAGCGUGGAGGCCGAUAUCAACGGGCUGCGCCAGGUCCUGGACCAGCUGACGCUCUGCAGGUCCGACCUGGAGGCACAGCUGGAGUCACUGCGGGAGGAGCUCUGCUGCCUGAAGAAGAACCACGAGGAGGAAAUGUGCUGUCUGAGGAAGCAAUCGACUGGAGAUGUGAGUGUGGAGGUCAAUGCCUGCCCUGGACCAGAUCUCAGGCAAAUCUUGGAGGAUUUGAGAUGCCAGUAUGAAACACUGAUAGCGCGGAACCGCAAGGAAGUCGAGGAUUGGUACGAGUGCAAGAUUGAGGAGGUGAAUCGGGAGGUUAUUACAAGCGGUCAGGAGGUGGAGACGUGCAACAACCAGGUGACCGAACUGAGACGCCAAUUGCAAGCCCUGGAAAUCGAUCUCCAAGCUCAGCUCAGCCAGAGAAAUAAUUUGGAAUCCUCUCUGGCUGAGACUGAGUGCCAGUACAACACCCUCCUCGGUGAGCUACAGAACCAGAUCACGUGUGUGGAGCAGCAGUUGGCUGAAAUAAGGGCGGAAAUAGAGUGUCAGAACCAAGAGUACAAGACCUUACUGGACGUCAAGUGCCGCCUGGAGCAGGAGAUCCAGACCUACCGGUGCUUGUUGGAAGGAGGACAGCAGGACCUCAUUCACGGAGGAGGAAUCGGAACUGGCGGAGGGGUCAUUAGGACAAGCCACACCUACACAACAACUACAGCUGCCCACUGCCAGCCCCAGGUCCCACCCUGCAAGACUGGAGACAUACAAGUGACCUGCAGGAGAAUUUGUGAUUAAGGAGGAACGGACUGGAAGGUGACAGGGAAACCCAGAGACAAACCCAGAACGCUCCGUGUUCGCUGCACCCUCUGUGCAGAGAAAGUAGAAGUAACUCAGCGACGCUUGGCCACGUAGCUAAAGGGGGUGUCAGGAGCCCCCUCCUCUGUUCUGCUCUUCUGCUCUGCAAUGCUGUAACCUCUAGAAAUUACCUGAGUUAGUCAGGGUCACUAACGUACCUGCUGCUGAAAAACGUCUCUAAUAAAACUUUGCUUGUGCCUGAUGCAAUCAAGAA
This is a messenger RNA of Pseudopipra pipra, 1839 nucleotides long. RefSeq names its product keratin, type I cytoskeletal 13-like. Gene Ontology annotation, molecular function: structural molecule activity. The record is from RefSeq and is a predicted model, not a curated record. Gene Ontology annotation, biological process: epithelial cell differentiation; intermediate filament organization. The transcript is spliced from 8 exons. Lineage: Eukaryota; Metazoa; Chordata; Aves; Passeriformes; Pipridae. Bases 177 to 1565 code for a protein of 462 amino acids. Gene Ontology annotation, cellular component: keratin filament; cytoskeleton.